Molecule: messenger RNA, 1270 nt
Organism: Morus notabilis
Lineage: Eukaryota; Viridiplantae; Streptophyta; Magnoliopsida; Rosales; Moraceae
Product: peroxisomal membrane protein 11A
Exons: 1
Coding region: 143-937 (264 amino acids)
Biological process (GO): regulation of peroxisome size; peroxisome fission
Cellular component (GO): peroxisomal membrane
Source: RefSeq, a predicted model, not a curated record
UUUCCAAAGUUGGAAAUUUCCUUACGGGAAACGCUAAAAACGGCGCCGUUCCCUCAUUAAUGAUUGCUGGAUUACGCCAUCGACCUAACGCUCCUCAUAACAGGAGCGGUGACGUUUCUAUCAUUUCGCUCUCUGCAAUUCCAUGGACUCCAAAGCUUCAACACCUCCAAUUCCUGCUUCCGAUGCUUCCCAGAAUCGCAAAACCCCAAUCCCACCGAAUCCCAAAGUCGACAGAGAUUUCCUGAACCAUCUCGAAGCUUACCUCGCAAAACGAGAUGGCGUCGACAAGCUCCUGAAGAUCUCGCGGUACGCCACCAAGAUCAUCCUCGCCUCCUCCGCCCUUUCCGAAACCCUAACCCUAACUCGCCGCCUCAAGAGCUUCGAGACCAACGUCGGCGUCAGCCGCAAAGCCUUCCGCCUCGGGAAAUUCGUCCAAGACGUGAACGCCCUUAGGAAUUCCCAUUUCGAUUCAAAGGAGGAGCUAGUCCUCUCCGUGAUCGCCUACGGAGGCGAGGGGUUGUACUACUUCGUCGAACAGUUCAUUUGGCUGGCCAAAUCGGGGCUGAUCGAUCCGAAACAUUCGCGAAAUCUGCAGAAGAUCAGCGCUUGGGCGGAGUUCAUCGGCUACCUCGGGAGCAUGUCGUUGAAAUUUAGGGAUUUGAAUCGGAUUUGCGAAGACGAGGCCUGUCUGGAAUCGAGCAUUGGGAUCGCGAUUACGAGAGGAAUCGGGUUCAAGGAAGAGAACGAGAGAUUGAGGAAGCUGAGGGAGAAGAAAUUGAUGAAGAGACUUUCGAUCGUUCAAGAUUUGGCCGAUGGAUUGAUGGCUUUGGCGGAUAUUAGGGACGGAAAGGGGCUGCUUUUGGGGCCUCUUUCGGUUUCGUGUGCGGGGCUGUUAUCGGCGCUGAUCAGCACCCACAAGAAUUGGAUAUCUUGCUAGAAUUGGUCAUCUUUUUUUCAAGGUAUUAUUGGUCGAUUGCUUUGUUUUAGAUAAUGAAUUUGGGCAAGAGGAUUAAUUAGAGUAAAAUCUGUUUUUUAUGUGGUAUUAUCGCCCUGCCCUUGGGAGGUAACAAACUAUAUACUCAAACAAUAAAAUGAUACAUUGAUAUUUGAUCUUGCGUAAGUUGGAUUUUUUGUUUUGGUUUUGCCUUCUGAAACAUGUAAAACUUAUGCUAGUGAAUGGAUAUUAAUUUCGUUAUAUUGUUGGAUGGGACUUUCUAGCAAAAAUAAAAAAAUAAUAAAAAAAAGUAUGGGACUUUAGUUUUUCUUCUGA